AUGCUUGGCAAUUACGGCGUUGCUUUCACUUGUAGUGAAUGUGAUCAUUUUUUUCAAACACUCGAGGUCUUUGAGCGCCACAUAUGGAGCCGACAUCUACGCAAUUUCCCAUAUCGAUGUGCACAAUGUGGUUUCCCGGCUCUCAACGUGUCGACACUCAGUGAUCAUUACCUCGUCGAACAUGGAACGGCUCAUGCUCCGGAAUUUAAACGAAAAAUAGCCGAUGAACGCAAACUAUGGGGUAUCAUUUCGCAGAGUAUGCAUAUUGAGGUUGGGAAUAAUCCUUUCGAGGAAGACGGUGGGCCAAAUUAUGGUGUCUCUAAUGACUUUUCUUCGAACGAAAUCAGAGAAUCGGAACAUCGUCGUAACAAAGCCUAUUCAAGAGCUUCUGUGUGGCAGGUCGAUGCAGCGACUGGUGGUGAAAUGAAAAUUGUUUCCCACGAAUUACAAGUUCAACGACGAAACACAUGGGUCCAGCAAAUCGAUAGUGGAAUGCAAGGGAGUUUGCAAAAUGAAACGCUGGCAGUGCCACAUCUAGUUGACGACGUUUUUCAAUUACAACAGGUGGAAAAUCCAAUGCAUGCAAUUGAUGGAGAGGCGAUAGAACUUUCUAAUGAACCGCUUCGAUUGGAGGCCAAUGGAAGACCGGUGAUGAUUCUCCCCUCAUCUGGUGGAGGAAUUCAAAAUGAUGAGGACGAUAAUCUUACCGAGCAAGGAUCACGAAUUUCAGUUGCCGCCGAAGAAGAGGUUUUUGAGGAAGAGGGCGAAAUUCCGCCAAAUGACAACUCCAACAUUAUGAUGGAUGAUGGGGGACCGGGUACAAGUUACGAGGAUUAUUAUUCUGGCAAUGAUUAUGCAGAAGAAGGAGAAGCCUAUGAGUACGUGGAUGAUGAGGGGAAUCCAGUUUAUCUUGAAUCUGAAUUUAUGAACAAAGGCAGUCGCGACUUGCGGCUGAGCCUAUUAAAAGAUCGACACAUGGAGCUGAUUAUUCGAAAGAUUGCGUCGGGACCGAAAAAGCCACUCUCGAUGGGACAUCGUUGCGAGAUUUGUGGAAAAGUGAAUAAGUAUUUGUCGAAAGCGCUAGAACAUCAACGAUCGCAUACGGGAGAGAAGCCAUUUAAAUGCCCACAUUGUCGAGCUGGAUUUACGCAAAGAGGGGCACUCACAUCACAUAUUCGUCUUCAUACAGGAGAGCGCCCCUACAGUUGCAGUUGGGAAUGUGGCAAAACUUUUGUCUCAUCAUCAGCUUGUAAACUGCACGAGAAGUCGCAUGCUGGAGAGAAACGUUAUAACUGUGAAUCAUGUGGAAAACUCUUUGGUAAAAGGUAUCAUCUCGAGCGACAUUUGAAGACAGUCCAUUUUCGGCAGUAUAUGGCACGAAUUAAUGGUCUCCCACCACCACCGCCAGCAUUAGAAGGCCUAGCCGCGGCAGAGGAAGACGAGCCAAAAGUGCGGAAUGCUGUUCUAGCAGUUAUCGAUGCGGUACGAGAGGACAAGAUGCCAAAAGAAGCUCUGUUCAAACGACUGCAGGAAGAGAUU
Molecule: messenger RNA, 1539 nt
Organism: Mesorhabditis belari
Lineage: Eukaryota; Metazoa; Nematoda; Chromadorea; Rhabditida; Rhabditidae
Source: the annotation of a GenBank genome assembly